This is a messenger RNA of Giardia duodenalis, 1638 nucleotides long. RefSeq names its product Transducin. Gene Ontology annotation, cellular component: Pwp2p-containing subcomplex of 90S preribosome; small-subunit processome. The record is from RefSeq and is a predicted model, not a curated record. Gene Ontology annotation, biological process: rRNA processing. The transcript has a single exon. Lineage: Eukaryota; Fornicata; Diplomonadida; Hexamitidae. Gene Ontology annotation, molecular function: protein binding. Bases 1 to 1638 code for a protein of 545 amino acids.
AUGAGCACAAGGGACCGAGAGGCGGAGGAGGCUCUUUACAAGGACGUGUUUGGGGAGUCUGAGCUCCUGGACUUGUGCUCGGACAACAGGGCUCUGCAGGAGGGGUCUGUGCACGCGUCUCCCGGGGCAUCUCCUCAAUCUGGGGACGGGCGAUCCGAAGCGUCUGGUUCAGUCCUCUCCGACGACUCCUUUUUUGAUGACGAAGAUGUCGAUAAGACGGAAGAACAGAAUAUUCGCAAUCAAAAGGCACGAGGUCUUUCCUGGGCCGUUGAACGGGCAGAGGACGAUGAGUUUCGAAAAAGACUGGAUGAGCUAGCCCGGGAAGAAGCUAUCAAUGUAUUAUCUUUGGGGACAGAACCCAAUCUAAAAAGGACCGUAUUAAGCCAAUUGGGUCCUUCUAGUCAACUGGAGUUAAAGCGGCUCUCACCACUCACAGUUUCUGAUUGUCCUAUGCACAAGGUAACGUCGAUUCACGUGCACCCCAAUGGAAGACUAGCGAUUGUCUCUUCGCUGGACAAUAGGCUCCGUCUCUUCGAGAUAGACGACCCUACAAACCCACUUGUCAGCUCCUUCCUAUUCACGCAGGUUACCCCCACAUCUGCCUUCUUUUCAGACAACUACCGGUGGCUGGUGAUUACUGGCAAUACAAACUUUUAUCACCUUUUUGAUUUAGAGACGGGGACUGAUGUCAAGCGCAGGCUUCCCUUGCGAAAGCGGCACCUCAAAGAUGCUAGCUUGGACUAUUAUCUCAAAGGGAGGAACCGUGAAGUCCUAGUUCUCUCCAUGCAGAGCUCCAUUCCAGGAUGGCCAGGGAGUUCGCUUAUAUUUUUCAGCGAGUGCAGUGGUGCUGCAAAUUAUAGCAGGGUGAACAAUUUGGCACACAGAAAUGUUGACCCUGGGAAAACAAACGGCAUAAAGGCAGGCUAUGGGCCCCCAGACGCACAAUCGGAGACCAGAGAGACAGACAGAUACACCUUUGUUUAUGGCUUACACUUAGAGACCAACUCAUAUGCCUAUAAGCUGCAAUUCCCCUUUGCUACAACGGGUCUUAUACGACUCAUAAGUCCGUCUAACAUGUCCCUGGCGCGGAUAUCGGGCCACACAAAUGAGCACCCUAUCCUGGUGGUUUCGGGGCGGGGACAUGGUAACAUUGCCUUGGUCGAGUUCGAUGCAUCGAAUUUCUACUCGGUGAAGGAUCCUAUAAUCUUCGGUGACGACUCCUUCAAUAUCACGGCUAUGGCGGCCAGCCAAGUGCAUAUUGCUACGGGCGAUGAGCACGGCUUCAUCAACAUCUAUCGCAUCUCAGACGUUUACUCAGCUAGUUCCACCAAUAGUUCCUUAGAGCAGGACGCCUCCUCCAUCUAUCGGCGGCCUCUGCGCGUUGCCCCAUUAUACGUCAUUAAGAACAUCGUCACUGAGAUUAUUUCCAUGGAAUUCAAUCCGACCGGAGAAAUACUAGUGGUGGCUUCUCAAGCCAACGAGACUCGCUUUAUCAAUCUUCACACUGGCAAGGUCUUCGACAUUCAAAAGCCCCCCAGUGGUGCGUGCACGUUCGCCUUCACUCCGGAUCUCAGUAGGGUCUUUUGCGGGAGCCGACGGGGUGUGGUGGACACUUAUGAACUAGUGGCUUCAAGUUGA